AUGCGUUGUCACCCUCUCCACCGCCCCCAGCGCAACAACAAAGGGUGCGACUCGAUCAGUUCACCACGCGAGGGCGCAUUCGCCAGUUGCAGCCCAGCCCUGCGCCUGCGCAAUGUUGGAGCGGAGCGGAGCCGGGGGCUGGAAGGCGGCGGAGCACCCCGCCCCGGGCUGCGGUUGCGCGUCAGCGACCCGCCGUCCCGGCUGCAGGAGACGCGGAAGCUGUUCGAACGGAGCGCCCCGGCGGCCACCGGCGGCGACAAGGAGGCCGCGGCGCGGCGGCUGCUGAGGCAGGAGCGCGCCGGCCUGCAGGACCGGAAGCUGGACGUCGUGGUGCGCUUCAACGGCAGCACCGAGGCGCUGGACAAGCUGGACGCCGACGCCGUGUCGCCGACGGUCAGCCAGCUCAGCGCCGUCUUCGAAAAGGCCGACUCGAGGACCGGCCUCCACCGUGGGCCUGGGCCCCCCAGGGCCGCGGCCGCAGGGGCUCCCCAUGUCAACUCGAAGCUGGUCAGUAAGCGGUCCCGGGUGUUUCAGCCACCGCCCGCCCCGUCGGGGGAUGCCCCAGCCGAGAAGGAGCGUGGCCCUGGAGGGCAGCAGCCCCCGCAGCACCGAGUGGCUCCUGCUCGGCCGCCCCCCAAGCCCCGGGAGGUGCGCAAGAUUAAGCCGGUGGAGGUGGAAGAGAGCGGGGAGUCGGAGGCCGAGUUGGCGCCCGGAGAAGUGAUCCAGGCCGAGGUGACGGUCCACGCGGCCUUGGAGAAUGGCAGCACCUUGGCAACCACAGCCAGCCAUGCGCCCGAGGAGCAGAAGGCCCAAGCGGCCCCCGAGGAGGAGGUGGCGACGGUGGCAGCGCCAGAGAGGGGGGUGAGCAGUGUCCGGGCCCCGGACGUGGCCCCGGAGGAGGCGGAUGAGUCCAAGAAGGAGGACUUCUCAGAGGCGGACUUGGUGGACGUGAGUGCCUAUAGUGGGCUGGGGGAAGACUCUGGGGGCAGUGCCCUGGAGGAGGACGACGAAGACGAGGAAGAGGAUGGGGAGCCUCCCUACGAGCCCGAGUCAGGGUGCGUGGAGAUCCCGGGGCUAUCGGAGGAAGAGGACCCGGCCCCGAGCCGGAAGAUCCACUUCAGCACAGCUCCCAUCCAAGUGUUCAGCACCUACUCUAAUGAGGACUACGAUCGUCGCAAUGAGGAUGUGGAUCCCAUGGCGGCCUCUGCUGAAUACGAGCUGGAGAAGCGGGUGGAGAGGUUGGAGCUGUUCCCUGUGGAGCUGGAAAAGGACUCCGAGGGCUUGGGCAUCAGCAUCAUCGGCAUGGGGGCCGGGGCGGACAUGGGCCUGGAGAAGCUGGGCAUCUUCGUCAAGACUGUGACUGAGGGUGGCGCAGCCCAUCGGGAUGGCAGGAUCCAGGUGAACGAUCUCCUGGUGGAAGUGGAUGGAACAAGUCUGGUGGGAGUGACCCAGAGCUUUGCAGCCUCUGUGCUCCGCAACACCAAGGGCCGAGUGCGGUUCAUGAUUGGCCGGGAGCGGCCGGGGGAGCAGAGCGAAGUGGCCCAGCUAAUUCAGCAGACCCUGGAACAGGAGCGAUGGCAGCGGGAGAUGAUGGAGCAGAGAUACGCCCAGUACGGAGAGGAUGACGAGGAGACGGGAGAGUACGCCACUGACGAGGAUGAGGAGCUGAGCCCCACGUUCCCAGGCAGCGAGAUGGCCAUCGAGGUGUUUGAGCUAGCAGAGAACGAGGAUGCACUGUCCCCUGUGGACAUGGAGCCCGAGAAGCUGGUGCACAAGUUCAAGGAGCUCCAGAUCAAGCACGCUGUGACUGAGGCAGAGAUCCAGCAGCUUAAAAGAAAGCUGCAGAGCCUGGAGCAGGAGAAGGGACGCUGGCGGGUAGAGAAGGCCCAGCUGGAGCAGAGUGUGGAGGAGAACAAGGAGCGCAUGGAGAAGCUGGAGGGCUACUGGGGCGAGGCCCAGAGCUUGUGCCAGGCUGUGGAUGAGCACCUGCGGGAGACCCAGGCCCAGUACCAGGCCCUGGAGCGCAAGUACAGCAAGGCCAAGCGCCUCAUCAAGGACUACCAGCAGAAGGAGAUUGAGUUCCUGAAAAAGGAGACAGCGCAGCGUCGGGUUCUGGAGGAGUCAGAGCUAGCUAGGAAGGAGGAGAUGGACAAACUCCUGGACAAGGUGCCAAAUAGCCAUAACCUCCUCCUGGAACUGUUCUGUGGCCUCUCUGGGGUCCAGGUUUCCUGGUCAAGCCCAGGAAUGCCAGGGAGGAGAGGAGCUCCGGGACCCUGCCCCCAACCCCGGGAUGGAGCGGCUCGAGCCUGCCCGGAGCCCCCCGCGGCCGGGGUGACGGUCCCUCUUCCGCCCGGCCCCCGCCUCGAGCACCAUGGGCCUGAGGGGCUCCCGAGGCGCCGGCCGCUGAAGAUGACCGAUGCUGGAGACCUGGACUUGGCUGUGCCAGAGACCACCAGACUGGACAGCAGUUUACACAAAGCCAGGGCCCAACUGCUGGCCAAGGGCCGGAGACACCGACCCUCUCGCUCCAGGCUUCGGGACAGUGCCAGCUCCGCCGAGGAUGGUGAAGGCUCUGAUGGGCCCGGAGGCAAGGUCACACAGCUAGUGAAAGGCACCAGAACUAGGUUGCCUGAUUCUAAGUCAAGAGAAUUUCUAGCACUCCACACUGCAGCCAAAGGAGGCAGGCAAGCCACCACACAGACUAUUUCCUUCCCUCUCUCCUCCAAAGAUGACAGCCGGGAUGCCAGCCCUCCUGAGCCUGCCAGCCCCACCAUUGGCCUGGAUAAGAAGACUCGCCGAAAGUUCUUGGACCUGGGGGUCACCCUGCGCCGAGCAUCCACUGGCAAGAGCCGGAAAGAGAAGGGCAGCAACCGCCUGUCUAUGGGAAGCAGGGAGUCGGUGGAGGGGUCUGGCAGGUCAGGGGGGUCCCCGUUCCUGCCUUUUUCCUGGUUCACAGACAGCGGCAAGGGCUCAGCGUCCUCGGGCAGCACCACCUCCCCCACCUGCUCCCCUAAACAUGAGGGCUUCAGCCCUAAGAAGUCAGCUUCCCAGGAAUCCACCCUGAGUGAUGACUCCACGCCCCCCAGCAGCAGCCCCAAGAUCCCAAGUGGUCCCCGGCAGGAGGCCAAGUGUUCCUACCCCUAUCACACGCUGUCCCAGUCUUCAGAUGAGUUCCUGGAUGAGCCCCUCCCCACUGUGCAACACUGGACCAGUCAGCAGGUGGGCCAGUGGCUGCACAGCCUCAACCUGGAGCAGUAUGCGCCUGAGUUUGCUGCACGGCAGGUGGACGGGCCGCAGCUACUGCAGCUGGAUGGGAGCAAACUGAAGAGCCUGGGGCUCAGCAACUCGCAUGACCGGGCGCUAGUGAAGCGGAAGCUGAAGGAGCUGGCAGUGGCUGCUGAGAAGGAGCGCAAGGCCCAGGAGAAGGCUGCACGGCAGCGAGAGAAGCUCCGGCGCAGGGAGCAGGAGGCCAAGAAGACGUAGGAGAGGCAGGGACAGGCGCUGGCACCCAGGCACGGGGCAGCCACUGGGCUCGGCGGGCACAGGCCUCACCAGGGAGGCUGGGCCUGGGCGCCAAGCUUGGGCUGGCCUGGCUCCAUGCUCUCAGGGCGUACAUGCCCUCUCUCACCGUGUCACUGUCUGCACCCAGAGCCCCCAGAAAGGGAGACCCCAGGGAGAGGGCCCAGUAAUAAAUCUGACUUCGAGGACUUGUUUGGCACAGAGUUUCUGGGGGAGGUGGCAGAUGAAAGGAAGAGGGCAGAGAGGCCAGGGCUGGAGCAAGUCUGGGAGCCCAGAGUAGCCUAGGUCAGGCUGACCCUCUGCCUUCAGGCUGGAAGUGAGCUAGGACACCUGCCUGCCUGCCAGAAGCCCUGAGAUGGGGCCAGGGUCCCAGGGCUCAGAGAGGUAGGCUGAGCAUCUUGGCAGCAGGGUGGAUAGUGCUGUUCCUCUCCAGCUCUCCAAGGUGGCUAUGUGGUGGGGGAGCUCUGCUCUGCACCCCCAGGAAGCCCAAAGGGCACUACAGCAAGUCACACUCAGGGUAGACUCCCAGCCCACCUCCUCAACAGGAGAGUGGAGAAAUCAGCAUGGGAUCAGUGCGAUCUUUGCGAGGACUUCAGGAGAAGGAAGGGCCGUUCACCCUUGCUUCUCCUUUCCCCUUCCCUGUCCUGUGGGUCCCAAUGGGCAAGAUGAGAUCCACACAGGUCUGCCCUUCCUGGGGCCCACUCGAGGCCUGGCCUUUGACCCACUCUCCAAGCCAGGAUCCACUUCUCCUCCUGCUGCUCCUUCAGAGGGCACAUGAGCCCUCUUUGGGGACACAGCAAACUUAGGAGCUGAUGGGGAUAGAGGACACCCCCAGUAAUGCCUGGGUGAUGCUUAACAGGUGAAUCCUCACCAUGGCCAGUCUGAAAGGCAAAAUCUGGGGGCCCCUGGAAGCCGCUGCAUUGGACGGGUUCAUCACCCCUCUCCAAUCUGCCCUGGUCAUUGCUGGGGCCUCAGUGAGCGCUAGAACUGGCAGACAGCACAGGCUCUGGUUCGCUGGGGCCAGCCCCCUGGGUGGGGGUGGAACCUGUCCUUUUUAGGAAAGGCCAAGGAGUGUCCAGGUACAGUGCUGGCCAGCAGCACACCCAGCACCCCCUCCAUCUCCCCAUAUCUGCCUGGAGUGGAGGACAGGACCAAGUGCAUGCUCACUCCCCUCAUUCCUGCCUCGGGGCUGUGUCUUAUGCAGGGCCCUGUCCGUGGGACCCAGCCUUGUCCUCCCCUCUGCCGUCUGUGCUGGGAGAGGAGCUUCAGAGGGAAACUGAAAUAUGGAGACCCUGGCACCAUCUGGGCAUGGUGCAGGGGCUGGUGAGGAGAUUGGAAGGCACCCGUCCUUGAAGCUGUCAGGAGCUAUAGUGGGGGUCCACCUGCAUGUGAAGGGGGGAGGCAGUUCUGUUUACUUCAAUAAACACUUAUAAUGUGCCA
Messenger RNA from Galeopterus variegatus (Sunda flying lemur), 4959 nucleotides. RefSeq names its product neurabin-2-like. The record is from RefSeq and is a predicted model, not a curated record. The transcript has 20 exons. Gene Ontology annotation, molecular function: actin filament binding. The coding region runs from base 1 to 3483 and encodes 1160 amino acids. Gene Ontology annotation, cellular component: dendrite; actin cytoskeleton; cytoplasm. NCBI's taxonomy places the organism in Eukaryota, Metazoa, Chordata, Mammalia, Dermoptera, Cynocephalidae. Gene Ontology annotation, biological process: actin filament organization; neuron projection development; calcium-mediated signaling.